This is a messenger RNA of Cuscuta europaea, 390 nucleotides long. The record is from the annotation of a GenBank genome assembly. NCBI's taxonomy places the organism in Eukaryota, Viridiplantae, Streptophyta, Magnoliopsida, Solanales, Convolvulaceae.
GAAUAUGGAGAGUGGAUUCCGGUGAAGUAUUGUGAAUGUGGGCAACGAAUGAAGAUGUUGACAACUUGGAAACCAGAGAACUGUGGGAGAAGAUUUUGGAAAUGCAUUGGAAGUCAGAGAUUUGAAGGUUGUGGUUUGAUGGAGUGGUUUGACCCUCCGAUGUGCAAAAGGUCUCAAAAAAUAAUCCCAGGAUUACUGAAAAAACUGAAUGGCUAUGAAGAAAAAAUCCAUUCAUUGGAAUUGAAGGUUGAAACAUUGGAGACAAACUGGUUCAAACCACAGAAGAAGAAGACAAAACGUAGUAACUGCAUUACAGUAGUGUGCUUUAUGUGUGUUGUGGUUAUUAUUGUUUCAGUGUGGUUGAAAGGCAAAUAAUGUAAUGUAGUGAGG